UCCUUCCCUGCCCCUCUCACCCACACCCCGAGGAACUGCCCGAACUCUGAAGACCCCCAGGCCGUGGCUGGACAGGGGCCAGGACCCUGAGAGGCUGCAUCAGGGCCCCCCAGAGCGGACAAUGCCUCUCCAGAUAUUCUGCACCAUCUCCUUCUCCAGCGAGGAAGGGCCAGAAGACACCACAGCACCCGGGGAGGGGGAAGACGGAGCAGACGAGUUCCUGUACGGGCAGGAGGAGGACGAAGAGGAGGAGGAGGAGGAGGAGGAGGAGGCAGAGGAGGGGGCGAGGGCAGCCACGGGCUUGGUGGCCUUUGCCAGCAGCUGCACCUUGCACGGGCUGAGCCACAUCUUCGUGGAGGGCAGCCUGGGCGCCCGGCAGGCUCUCUGGGCUCUGGCCUUCCUGCUCUCCCUCUCCGCCUUCCUCUACCAGGUGGCCGACCGCAUCGCCUACUACCUGGAGUACCACCACGUCACGCUGCUCAGCGAGGAGGAGAGCCCCGAGAUGACCUUCCCCGCCGUCACCUUCUGCAACAUCAACCGCGUGCGGGUCUCGCAGCUCAGCCGCCAGGACCUGCUCUACCUGGCCCCGCUGGUCGACUACGAGCCCGGCAGGGAGCUGGGCUUCACCCCGGCCCGGUCCGGCCCCUGGGAGGAGUGGGGGGGGGAGGAGGAGGAGGAGGACGAGCCCCUCAAUCUGUUGGGGUUUUUUAACCGCACUUGCCACCAGCUGGAGGACAUGCUGCUCAGCUGCCGCUACCGCGGCCGGCGCUGCGGCCCCGCUGACUUCGCGCCGGUCUUCACCCGCUAUGGGAAGUGCUACACCUUCAACGCGGGGCAGGACGGGAAGCCCCGGCUCAUCACCAUGAAGGGGGGCACUGGCAACGGCCUGGAGAUCAUGCUGGACAUUCAGCAGGACGAGUAUCUGCCAGUGUGGGGGGAAACAGACGAGACCUCGUUCGAAGCCGGGAUCAAGGUGCAGAUCCACAGCCAGGACGAGCCCCCCCUGAUCGACCAGCUGGGCUUCGGGGUGGCCCCCGGCUUCCAGACCUUCGUGUCCUGCCAGGAGCAGCGGCUCAUCUACCUUCCCCCUCCCUGGGGCGACUGCAAGGCCGUGGCGGGCGACCUGGAGUUCUACGACACCUACAGCAUCACGGCGUGUCGGAUCGACUGCGAGACGCGGUACCUGGUGGAGAACUGCAACUGCCGCAUGGUCCACAUGCCAGGCGACGCCCCUUAUUGCACCCCAGAGCAGUACAAGGAGUGCGCGGACCCCGCCCUAGAUUUCCUGGUGGAGAAGGACAACGAGUACUGCAUCUGUGAGAUGCCCUGCAACAUGACCCGCUACGGCAAAGAGCUCUCCAUGGUCAAGAUCCCCAGCAAGGCCUCGGCCAAGUACCUGGCCAAGAAGUACAACAAGUCGGAGCAGUACAUCGGGGAGAACAUCCUGGUGCUGGACAUCUUCUUCGAAGCCCUGAACUACGAGACGAUCGAGCAGAAGAAGGCCUACGAGGUGGCGGGUUUGCUGGGUGACAUUGGGGGGCAGAUGGGGCUGUUCAUCGGGGCCAGCAUCCUCACAGUGCUGGAGCUGUUCGACUACGCCUACGAGGUGAUCAAGCACCGGCUGUGCCGGAGGGGCAAGUGCCGCAAGAACCACAAGAGGAACAACACGGACAAGGGCGUCGCGCUGAGCAUGGACGACGUGAAGCGCCACAACCCCUGUGAAAGCAUACGGGGGCACCCGGCAGGGAUGACGUACGCAGCCAACAUCCUACCUCACCACCCGGCCCGGGGCACCUUCGAGGACUUCACCUGCUGACCGACCGCCUGGAUGUACAGCCUGAGCUACCAAAGCCCCCGCGCGGGCAGAGCCGCCCUC
Molecule: messenger RNA, 1876 nt
Organism: Empidonax traillii (willow flycatcher)
Lineage: Eukaryota; Metazoa; Chordata; Aves; Passeriformes; Tyrannidae
Gene: ASIC1
Product: acid sensing ion channel subunit 1
Exons: 10
Coding region: 122-1816 (564 amino acids)
Biological process (GO): sodium ion transmembrane transport
Cellular component (GO): membrane
Source: RefSeq, a predicted model, not a curated record